AGUACACUUUGAAAUCACUUUUGAUUUGUUAGGGUUUGAAAUAAUCACAUAUCAUAGUAAUAUAUAGAUAUACUAAUAUAGAGUCAAAAUGUUGCCAUAUGUUAUUAAAAGUUGCAAAAUGUUUGGGUUUACAUUUCUUUGCUGCGUUUCGCUGAUUAUUCUAUACAAAAUGUAUACGAAGGAAGACGCGGAUAUUGAAGUAAAGAAUAGUGGUUCCAUACGUCAACAUGGUGACUAUUGGGUAUGGAAUAAUUAUAUAAGAGCUAGCGAGGAUCUAAUUGGUAAUGAAAGCAUUACCCUAACAUCGCAUGGCACUUACAUGGAUUUGAGAUUAUUGCCCAAAGUCUUGAGCAGAUGGCAGGCUCCUAUAAGUCUUACAAUAUUUGCCUGUGAUGAGGAUUACGAUAAUUUUAAUCAUGCAUGGAAAUAUCUAUUGGAUUGUCAUGAUCUUGCUGAUCUAAUGAGACGCUAUGUUAGCAUUCAUUUGGUUUUCCAUCAGAGUUUUGUCCCGAAGCACUUGGAUAAUCUAAAGAGUAUUUUAAACCAUAUUGUAAUUGAGUCCUGUGAUAAAUCUUCAGCUUUUUUGAUUUCGGAUCAAAGUAAAACAUUUUGGCAUCAGCAUAAACUUACUUAUCCCGUGAAUCUACUCAGAAAUAUUGCUCGUCAAAAUGUUAACACUUAUUACAUUUUAGCCCUGGAUCUACAAUUGUUGCCGCCGCCAAAGUUUGCUAGAAAAUUUCUGAAAUUUAUCUGGAAUCAUGAUCGUUGGCGCUAUGGGGAUAUAAGGGAACCAUAUACCACGGUCUUUUGUCUACCCACAUUCGUGAUCAAGGCAGACGCAUUAACACCUAAGACAAAAUUCCAAUUGCUUAUGGUAUUAAGAGACUUUAAUAUUACUACUUCCAUCCACGAUGAUUUUGGUGGUCAAGUCAAGUGGUUACAUAUGCCAAAUCCCAAAGACGAACUAUUCAUCUUUAGUCGCUCAAAAAGGAGAGAAAUGUGUGUGGCUUAUAUCAGUAUUAAUGAACUAGAACCACUUUACGAUGAGAAUAACGAAAUGGAAUCCAUAUAUGAAGAGAGCUCUACUUUUAAGUCCCAAAUAUUGAUAGAUCUUAACUACACUUUCAUCGUGUUGGAUGGAGCCUUUCUACUUCGUUCUUCUAAUGACAGCUGGCAGCACUCGAAUGUCAUAUGGAGCCCACGACCUUCUUUUAUGAAUUGGCGUAGACAUUUCAAUUGGCAUCAAUUCUAUCAUCAACUUAUGAGUCAUGUUCCUGAUAAUUUUGCAUAUACUUGGUAUCUGAAAUCGCGCAGCACUCAAUAUUUUUUGAAUAGGGAAAAAAAAAACAGACCAAAGAUGUAGAAAAAAAUCAUAUGGUUGUAUUAAUAAUUUGCUAUUAAAGGUAAAGCUUAAAAUAUAA
Messenger RNA from Drosophila willistoni, 1421 nucleotides. Its product is annotated as beta-1,4-glucuronyltransferase 1-like. The record is from RefSeq and is a predicted model, not a curated record. The transcript is spliced from 5 exons. NCBI's taxonomy places the organism in Eukaryota, Metazoa, Arthropoda, Insecta, Diptera, Drosophilidae. Bases 89 to 1363 code for a protein of 424 amino acids.